AUGCUCUCCCUUCAUUCCCGCUCUCCUUCUAACCGCAUAGUUGAACUUGGAAGAGGGAUGUCUUUUCAAGCCGACCAAGGACUUCAAUACGGUGCGCAAAAUCCGCCUUUGAGCGGUGACCAUGAACCAUCGCGAGAUCAAGCGCAGUGGAAUAGUGCGCAGGACCAAAGUUCCAUCGGGCUCGGACCAGAUGCAUACGCCUACGGCCCGCCUGAGUAUGCAAACCCCUACAGAGGCGACAACACGAUUGACCCAAGAUUGUUGAUGCAACCAUCUGCGCCGGAAUAUCAACCAAGUCUUCCACUUACACCAUCCCAUGUAGCAUGA
Molecule: messenger RNA, 327 nt
Organism: Fusarium venenatum
Lineage: Eukaryota; Fungi; Ascomycota; Sordariomycetes; Hypocreales; Nectriaceae
Source: RefSeq, a predicted model, not a curated record